This is a messenger RNA of Theileria annulata, 597 nucleotides long. RefSeq lists its product as uncharacterized. The record is from RefSeq and is a predicted model, not a curated record. The transcript has a single exon. Bases 1 to 597 code for a protein of 198 amino acids. Lineage: Eukaryota; Apicomplexa; Aconoidasida; Piroplasmida; Theileriidae.
AUGCCUAUUAAGGGAAUGGGUGAUGAACUUAAAGGUACUGAAGGGAUAAAUGAGGAGUCUGGAGCUAGUGAUACUGAUACUAGUACAGUAGGUCCUAACACCGUAACGGAGCAUACUGGAAAGGGAGCUAAUGACACUUUUGAUACUAUGGGAAAUGGAGCUAAUGACACUUUUACAACUACCGGAAAUGGAGCUAAUGACACUUUUACAACUACCGGAAAGGGAGCUAAUUUUACAGCUAUGGAGUGUACCAUGGGAAAGGGAGCUAAUUUUACAGCUAUGGAGUGUACUCCUGGAAAGGGAGCUAAUUCUACAGCUAUGGAGUGUACCCCUGGAAAGGGAGCUAAUUCUAUGGGUAUGGAGUGUACUACCGGAAAGGGAGCUAAUUCUACAGCCAUGGAGUGUACUAUGGGAAAGGGAGCUAAUUUUACAGCUAUAGAGUGUACUCCAGGAAAGGGAACCCCUUUCGGGGAUAAGGUAGCCCCUUUCGGGGCUGGUACUAAGGAUAUUACUGGCCGUGGUACUGACACCGUAACGGAAGAAAUGGAAAAAUAUGUGAGUAUAUUAAUAAUGUGUAGAUUAACAGGUAAUAUAUAA